Manis pentadactyla (Chinese pangolin) is the source of this 3324-nucleotide messenger RNA. RefSeq names its product SEC63 homolog, protein translocation regulator (gene SEC63). The coding region runs from base 120 to 2399 and encodes 759 amino acids. Gene Ontology annotation, biological process: SRP-dependent cotranslational protein targeting to membrane; post-translational protein targeting to endoplasmic reticulum membrane. The transcript is spliced from 21 exons. Lineage: Eukaryota; Metazoa; Chordata; Mammalia; Pholidota; Manidae. The record is from RefSeq and is a predicted model, not a curated record. Gene Ontology annotation, molecular function: transmembrane protein transporter activity; RNA binding. Gene Ontology annotation, cellular component: Sec62/Sec63 complex.
CGGGGAGCAGAGGCGGCGCGGCGGCGUCCGAGCUGCGCCACACGGGGCCGGCGCCGGGUGCUGGGCGCGGAGCGGGGUCGUGGCGGCGGUGCGGGGCGGGAGGCGGCGGAGGGGGCGCCAUGGCGGGGCAGCAGUUCCAGUACGAUGACAGCGGGAACACCUUCUUCUACUUCCUCACCUCCUUCGUGGGGCUCAUCGUGAUCCCGGCCACAUACUACCUCUGGCCCCGGGACCAGAAUGCCGAGCAAAUUCGACUAAAGAAUAUCAGAAAAGUAUAUGGAAGAUGUAUGUGGUAUCGCUUACGGUUAUUAAAACCCCAGCCAAAUAUUAUUCCUACUGUAAAGAAAAUAGUUCUGCUUGCAGGGUGGGCAUUGUUCUUAUUCCUUGCAUACAAAGUUUCCAAAACAGACCGAGAAUACCAAGAAUACAAUCCUUAUGAAGUGUUAAAUUUGGAUCCCGGGGCAACAGUAGCAGAAAUCAAGAAACAGUAUCGUUUGCUGUCACUUAAAUACCAUCCGGAUAAAGGAGGCGACGAGGUUCUGUUCAUGAGGAUAGCAAAGGCCUACGCGGCCUUAACUGAUGAAGAGUCCCGGAAAAACUGGGAAGAGUUUGGGAAUCCAGAUGGACCUCAAGCCACGAGCUUUGGAAUUGCCUUGCCAGCUUGGAUAGUUGACCAGAAAAAUUCAAUUUUGGUUCUCCUUGUAUAUGGAUUGGCAUUCAUGGUUAUCCUUCCCGUUGUUGUGGGCUCAUGGUGGUACCGCUCAAUACGCUAUAGUGGAGACCAGAUUCUAAUACGCACAACGCAAAUUUAUACGUAUUUUGUUUAUAAAACCCGAAAUAUGGAUAUGAAACGUCUUAUCAUGGUGUUGGCUGGAGCCUCUGAAUUUGAUCCUCAGUAUAAUAAAGAUGCUACAAGCAGACCAACAGAUAAUAUUCUAAUACCUCAGCUAAUCAGAGAGAUUGGAAGCAUUAACUUAAAGAAGAAUGAGCCUCCACUCACCUGCCCGUAUAGCCUGAAGGCCAGAGUUCUUUUACUGUGUCAUCUUGCAAGAAUGAAAAUCCCCGAGACCCUUGAAGAAGAUCAGCAAUUUAUGCUGAAAAAAUGUCCUGCCCUUCUUCAAGAAAUGGUGAAUGUAAUCUGCCAACUGAUAAUAAUGGCCCGGAGCCGUGAAGAAAGGGAGUUUCGUGCUCCAACUUUGGCGUCCCUCGAGAACUGCAUGAAGCUUUCCCAGAUGGCCGUGCAGGGCCUCCAGCAGUUCAGGUCCCCCCUGCUGCAGCUCCCCCACAUCGAGGAGGACAACCUCAGAAGGGUCUCCAAUCAUAAAAAGUACAAAAUUAAAACUAUCCAGGCCUUGGUGAGUUUAAAAGAAUCAGAUCGUCACAAUCUACUGCACUUCCUUGAAGAUGAGAAAUAUGAAGAGGUGAUGGCCGUCCUUGGGAGUUUCCCGUACGUCACGAUGGACAUCAAGUCCCAGGUUCUGGAUGACGAAGACAGCAAUGACAUCACGGUGGGGUCCCUAGUGACGGUGUUGGUGAGGCUGACGAGGCAGACGAUGGCAGAAGUAUUUGAAAAGGAGCAGUCCAUCUGUGCUGCAGAGGAGCAGCCGGCAGAAGACGUGGGCGACGCCAGCAAGAGCAGGACAAGAGGAGGAUGGCAGCAGAAGAGUAAAGGACCCAAGAAAACAGCUAAAUCAAAAAAAAAGAAGCCUUUAAAAAAAAAGCCUACACCUGUGCCCUUACCACAGUCAAAGCCACAGAAACAGAAGCAGGCAAAUGGAGUCGUUGGGAGUGAAGCGGCCGUCAAGGACGACGAGGAGGAGGUCUCGGUCAAGGGCAGUGAGUCUGAGGACGAAGAGACCAACCGGGAGUCCCAGAGCGAGAGGGACGACGGCAGCGAGCGGGACUCCGAGAGGGAGCAGGACGGGAAGCAGAGCAGGGACGACGAAGCCGAGUGGCAGGAACUGCAGCAGAGUAUACAGCGCAAGGAGCGGGCGCUGCUGGAGACCAAGUCCAAGAUAACGCACCCCGUCUACAGCCUCUGCUUCCCCGAGGAAAAACAGGAAUGGUGGUGGCUAUAUAUUGCAGAUAGGAAGGAACAGACAUUAAUAUCUAUGCCAUACCAUGUGUGUACACUAAAAGACACCGAAGAGGUAGAGCUGAAGUUUCCUGCACCAGGCAAGCCUGGAAAUUAUCAGUAUACAGUGUUUCUGAGAUCAGACUCUUAUAUGGGUUUGGAUCAGAUUAAGCCAUUGAAGUUGGAAGUUCAUGAGGCUAAACCUGUGCCAGAAAAUCACCCGCAGUGGGAUACAGCGAUAGAGGGGGACGAGGACCAGGAGGACAGCGAGGGCUUCGAAGACAGCUUCGAGGAGGAGGAGGAGGAGGAGGAAGAUGACGACUGAGCAGUCCAGGAAGGGGCCACAGGGUUUGCAGAUAUACUUGCAAAUUUGUGUUCUUUUGGAAAUGUCUAAUAAACCAGAAAGAGUGCUGAACUGAUGUUGAGGGAAGUGUUAGUUCCUGAAAUGGGUGCAUAACCAGACAGUGGCGGUGCCCCGGUACACUCGGAAUGUGCUGAAGGCUUGUUAGGGCCUCUCAAGUUUGGGAUGGUGCAUUUAUUUCAUCUGCAAAUUAUAAUAAACCCUUUGUUAUAACUGUCCAGAAGUGUGGGCGAUACAUUAUCUGGUCACUUCAUGGUCCCCGUAAAAGUAAAGGUACCUGAAAAACGAUCUAUCAUCUGCAAGUUUUCUUUGUUUAGGGUUUGUUUUAGCAAACAUUGAAAUGUGAUAAACACCACCAAUACGUUUUAAGUAACAUCUGUUCAAGUUUUAAUCUCUUGAUAAGAUCUGUCAUUCAUUUAUUGACAUUCUGCAAUGAUUUGAGACUAUAACAGCUCCAUUCAUAGCUUUAACCCUUUUGUUUUUAGCUGUCUUGGUCAUAAGUCAGCUUUCUCUCACAUUCCAUAUACUACAGAGGGCUACAUUUGGGGGUUUAAGAAAUAAUUGCCCAGACUUAUCAGACAGAUUAUAAAAAUGGCUUUUAAUGGCUUAAAACAUUUUUAAGCCUCUAUUUUAGCAGAUCAAUGCAGGAUCUAAUUCUUUUUAUAAGCUGUAGGUCUAAAAAUGAUUGUGGGACCAUAUGUUCUCUGAUGUUGGUGACUUAUGUUAUUAAACCUUUUUUAAAAGGUUCACUAUAAAAGCUGAAAUACAUUCUUAGCUUUUAAUCUACCUGACUAUCAAAAGCCUUUUAAGGAAAAAAUAUAUAACAUGCAAGGAGGCAUUUUUUUGUAUUCAUUUUGGACUCCUGUCAAUAAAAUAGAAGUUUGGCUCA